AUGACGAAAAAAGCUGCUGGGAAAGGCUCUUCUUCACAAAAGAAUACUCUUCUUAAUUACAUGGGAGGAGUGAAACAACAGACGCAUUCUCACUAUGAAUGCAUCAAUAAAAAGAAGAGUGAUGUAAUGAUGAUUUUAGAGGAUGGAGAUCCAAUUGAAGUUUCGGACUCGGAAGAUGAAACUAUGAAAUUAUUGGAUGAUGAAAUUUCAAAGGAGAAGAAUGAAUCCAACACCACAACAAGAGCAUUCUUUUUUACAACACCAACUCCCAAAUUUCCAGUCCUACAGAGUAACAAGAUGGGUUCAUUAGCUUUUACUCCAAAAAACAAACUUUGUGUGUAUCCUUUCAAUCAUCUCUAUGAACAUGACACGUGCUAUCAACAUGCACUACGAUAUAAUCAGCCUCCGGUUCCAUUGCAUUUGUUUUAUCACAAACUGUCGGGACUGCCAUUCUCACAUCAUGUCAAGCAAUCUUAUCAGAGAAAAGAAAUUUCACGAUGGUUCAGCUCAAAACCAGAGCAAUUAAUGGAAUUAACUCACAUGUCAGAUAUGAGUAUGAGUGAACAUUUAACCAAUAUGGAUGUUCUUGACACUGACACGAGUAGUUUUUUUGCUUUUGGAACUCACAAAGGAAGGCUACAAGUUCAUAAUAUGGAUGUUGAGGUUUGCAUGGAACACAAUUUUGGAGAUCAAAUUACGUGUGUCAUCUUUAAUCCACAUUUACACAAUCUACUUGCUGUAUCAAAUACCAACACUUCUACUGGCUCAGUUUAUUUAUUUGAUUAUUCUACAAAAAAGGUUGUUCACAAGCUUAUUGGAGAAAAUAUUGUGGAUUUUAAAUAUUUAGAUUCCAAUACAUUAAUUGCCUCAAGGAAAAAUGGUAGAAUAACAUUACUAGAUUUAAGGCUUCCCAAAAAAGACAAAUCCUCUAAAUCAACCUUCACACCACUGCAAGCAAUACAACAAGAAACAAAGCCAUCAUCCCAAUGUCCGUCUCCCAAUGCAAUUACCAAUAACAAGAAAUUUGGUGGAUUAGUAGCCAAGAGUAAGAAAUCACAAUCCAAAAAACAACUUUUUAAACCAUCCGUUUCGAGUCUUUCUAUGACCUCUUUAGAGACUUUUAACAAUGUUACUUUCUGUAGGAAUGAUCCAAACUUUAUACUUGCGUCAUCCUUUCAUGACUCGCUCAUUCGAUUUUUUGAUAUGAGGCAUGGACUUGGUGACCAUUUCCAAACUGUACAUAUGGAGUCAGCAAUUAAGGAACUCUACACACAACUGAAUGGACAAGUGUUUGAAACCUCUCUGGAAGCUCAUGCUCAACCACAAAGGCAAACUAACAGCUCCACUGCCACUACUUCAACGAGCUCUACAUCAUUCAUUACUGAAAAUGGUAUUGUUUUACAGGAAUUAACACGGUUAGACAGAAGAGCUCCAUUAGCAUUUUAUAACAAACCUACAACAACUACUCCAACUACUGAGGGUAUCAAAUAUUUCGACCUCACACCAGAUGGUAAAUUUAUUUAUUUCAUUUCAACUCUUGGAGGGGUUGGUCUUUAUGACAUAGCAGGAAAAUCUCUAUCGAAAUACUUUCAAAACAAAGCUUCAUUUAAGCUCGAUGUAUUCAACCAAAAAGGUCAUUUAUUGGAAAACGAAAAUGGAACAUAUUUCUUUGCUCCGUAUGGCUCUCGAGUUGAGGUAUUGGAUUGGAGUCGGCCUCAUGUGAAACAAUGGUUUACUGUCGAUCAUCAGAAAAUCAGAUCCAACUCGACCAAGCCAGAAUUGUACAUGCAAAUUUCUCAUGCUUUCAAACCGGAGCGACAUCACAACAUUGCUCACGUUCGCGUAAUGCAACCAAACACUCCACAACGAAAAGUCGUGUGUUCAGAAUAUGACAACAGACUCGUUGUGUUUAAUAAUAAUUUAAAUCAAUAA
This is a messenger RNA of Naegleria fowleri, 1932 nucleotides long. RefSeq lists its product as uncharacterized. NCBI's taxonomy places the organism in Eukaryota, Heterolobosea, Eutetramitea, Acrasida, Naegleriidae. The transcript has a single exon. The coding region runs from base 1 to 1932 and encodes 643 amino acids. Gene Ontology annotation, molecular function: protein binding. The record is from RefSeq and is a predicted model, not a curated record.